AUUUAAUUCAUUCAUUCUCACCUCACUGCACCACGCUUCACAUCAACUCUCACUCGGCCCCUCAACUCAACUCGCCUCACAUUCGCUACAAAAAUCCUGCCGUUUCUUCUCCUUGCACAUAUUCAAUCCGCCACCCCCUCACACGCUUGUUUCCAGGCAAAUUUCCUUCGUUCACCGUCAAAGCAGAAACGAACCUCUUCUCCUUCUCCUAUCCCACCUGUUCACCAUUCACCUUUGUAUCGCGCUCUCUUACCCUCGCUCUACCCCCUCGAGUCUAUCACCGUCCGCCACUCGCUUUGAAAUGCUCACGCAACCACUCAACCACAACCACAACCACAACCACAGAAUGACAGACGACCGCCGGGCCGCGAGGGAGCAACAAACCUCAUAUUUAUCCGCUUUUGUCCGCUGGCUACAAUUGAAGAAAUACCAGUAUGAAGUCACAUUCUCUCUCUACAUGAUGACGUCGACCGAGAAGUUCAUCUUCAACCUGAUUCUCUUCAUUCUGGUUUCCCUGCUCGUUACCGCCGCUUCACUAUACCUCCCGAACCAUGUCGCCAUCAUCUACAAUCGGAUCUGGUAUUAUGUCCACGGCGAAUUCAAGUACAUUACUGCCGCGGCUCCUGGCAAGACGAUUCUUUCAGCGGACGGUUCAGGCGUUAUCUCUUCCCUGACUCUACAAUCAGUGGCGGCAACUACGGAUUCAGUUCUUCGAGAGCUGUGAUGUGAUUGUGAACCUGUUUGUGGUUUCAUGAAGAAAGAAUUAUGGGGGUUCCCAUGCCUUAAUCAUACGUCUUCUCAGCCCCGGUAGGGCACCCAGGGCAUCGACAGUCAGACUCAGGAGUUGGGACGGGGUUGCUAAUAGUCUAAUAACAUGAACCAUAUAUGUGCUGCGUUUCCAGCACAAUGGUUCCAAGCAUGUGAUAGAGGAGCGAGUGAUGUCUUAUUUCGGGGGCGGGACAAGGUGGAGCAAGUGUAUAACAUGAUUACCUGGUUUUAAUAACGGUCUUCUUGAGAUGUAAAGAGACUGAAACCUCUUAGUACGGCUGGCUAGACUCCGAGGAAGGGUCUAUGAGAAAUUAAUGUAUCAAUUAUUGUACAGCUAUGAAGAGAGAAGUGUUCCCGUAUCGUUCAAAUACACCAACCCGC
Molecule: messenger RNA, 1149 nt
Organism: Exophiala mesophila
Lineage: Eukaryota; Fungi; Ascomycota; Eurotiomycetes; Chaetothyriales; Herpotrichiellaceae
Exons: 2
Coding region: 302-724 (140 amino acids)
Source: RefSeq, a predicted model, not a curated record